AUGGGUGGAGUUAAGGAGCAACCCGCCUUGGCGCCAGAGGAGUUGGCAGUUCUGGUCCAUGCAGUGCUUAUGAGUGACGAAGAGCUGCAUAACCAUGAGGGAGAACACUCCGGCCUCGGAGAAACUUCAUUGACGCCCUAUUCCGUGUUCAUGUACUUGACUGGGGGUCCUCGAGCCUCGUCGACAUCCUCUGAUUGGCCAAUAGAUGGCGUCCAGUUUUCCAGUAUUGGCGCCUGCUGUUCGAGUCGGGGCAAUAUAUCUGAGCUCUGGGAGGACAAUCCGCUGAAAGGAGCAGACGACUUACCAUAUCGAUGGACGUUGGCAAGCAAGAAAUCGGAACGCCGGAUCCUUGUUGCCGGCACACCAAAUAAACGCAAAUAUCCGGGAUCAAAUUCGGGCUCUUUGCCUCCCACCAUCACUGCGUUCGCAGUGCCGAAUCGAUCUUCCUUGCCUCGCCUACAUCUAGAGAAGAAAAAGCGGCUCGAAUCCUUUAACCUUCUGCCAGUCUCGCUGCUAUUUUUCCUCAUAAUCAUCUGGGGGCAGUCUUCAACGAGUACAAGCAUUGCUGGAAGCGCUACUGGAACAGCUAUGAGCGAGACUACGAUGUUAAGCUCAACUUCAAGGAAUAGCAAGGAGUAUGAGCUCGAGUACUAG
Molecule: messenger RNA, 654 nt
Organism: Desarmillaria tabescens
Lineage: Eukaryota; Fungi; Basidiomycota; Agaricomycetes; Agaricales; Physalacriaceae
Exons: 6
Coding region: 1-654 (217 amino acids)
Source: RefSeq, a predicted model, not a curated record